CUGCGCUCAUACGUCAUCCGUGGGCGUGAUCGAUGAGGGUAGUAUGUAACGUAGCACUGCGCAUGCGCCCAAAACGAUAGUUAACGUAGUGGAAAGUAGCCACGCCGUGCACUGCAACAUCAAGAAAAUCAAGCUAAUAAGUUAACUCGCAGCUAUUGAUCAUGGCCGAUGGGGAGGGAUUCGUUGUGCGCAUACGCGGACUGCCGUGGUCCUGCUCUGUGGAUGAAGUGCAGAGGUUUUUCUCAGACUGUAAGAUCGCGAGCAACGGCACGAGCAUCCACUUCACGUACACGCGCGAGGGCCGGCCCAGCGGCGAGGCCUUCGUGGAGAUGGAGUCGGAGGACGACGUGAAGAUCGCCGUCAAGAAAGACCGAGAGACCAUGGGCCACCGAUACGUGGAAGUGUUCAAGUCCAACAACGUGGAGAUGGACUGGGUGAUGAAGCACACGGGGCCCAACUCCCCCGAGACGGAGGGGGACGGCCUGGUGCGCCUCCGCGGGCUCCCCUUCGGCUGCAGCAAGGAGGAGAUCGUGCAGUUCUUCUCAGGGUUGGAAAUCGUGCCAAAUGGGAUUACAUUGCCGGUGGACUUCCAGGGGCGGAGUACGGGGGAGGCCUUCGUGCAGUUUGCGUCUCAGGAUAUAGCCGAAAAGGCUCUAAAGAAACACAAGGAAAGAAUAGGGCACAGGUACAUCGAGAUUUUCAAGAGCAGCCGGGCGGAGGUGCGGACGAACUACGAGCCCCCCCGCAAGGCCAUGGGCAUGCAGCGGCCCGGCCCCUACGACCGGCCCGGGGGCGGGCGGGGCUACAACAGCGCGGGCCGCGGCGGCUCCUUCGAUCGCAUGCGCCGGGGCGGCUACGGCGUAGGUGAGGGUGUGUUAUUCGUUUUUUUAAUUCUCUCCUUUUUUCCUCCCUGCUUCUUGUAUCUGCUUUCUCUUCCACCCUUUAUUUUUGUUGUUGGGCAGGGGGCGAUGGGGUGUAAACGAGCUCACCUCCCUCCUCCUCUUCCUGUAGGCGUGUCGGACGGGCGCUAUGGCGACAGCGGCUCCUCCUUCCAGAGCACGACCGGCCACUGCGUUCACAUGAGAGGGCUUCCGUACCGCGCCACUGAGACCGACAUCUACAGCUUCUUCUCUCCGCUCAACCCGGUGCGCGUGCACAUCGAGAUCGGCCCGGACGGACGCGUGACUGGCGAGGCGGACGUCGAGUUCGCCACCCACGAGGACGCCGUCGCCGCCAUGUCCAAGGACAAAGCCAACAUGCAGCACCGCUACGUUGAGCUGUUUCUGAACUCCACCGCUGGAGGAAACAACGGGUCCUACGGCAGUCAGAUGAUGGGGGCCAUGACCAACCAGUCCACCUACGGGCCCAGCAGCCAGCAGCUGAGCACGGGCUACAGCGGGGGCUACAGCAGCCAGACGGGCAUGGGGGGCUACAGUGACUACAGUGAGUAAUCAGAGCGGAAUGAACAGCAGUUACUAUGGAGGCGGCAGCCGGGGUUCCGUGGGCAUGAACGGGCUGAACGGCAGCAUGAGCAUGGGGGCUGGGUGGGGCAUGUAGGAGCAGGAGGAGGGGGGGGGGGGUGGUGGUGGAGGGGCCGGGGGUGCUGUUGGAGUGCCAGCACUGAUGAUAAAGGGGCCCCUUGAGCUACUGGUUUUUUAAUUUUAUUUUUCUUUGUGUUGGAGAGGCGUUAAAAUUCUGUACAGAGAGCAGGGUGGGGAGGUUUUCUAAAAUGCUUGUGUGAGACAGAGGGGGAGGAGAUUCACCAAACUUGACUGGCAAUAGUUUUCUUUAUAAACCCCCCCCCCAUAGACUGAAUUUCACCGUGUUUAUAGAAUUGUUUCUUUUCUUUUUUUUAUAUAGAGUUAAAUUGAAACCAUUGGGGGAUUUUAGUCCCUGUACAUUUUUCCUGUAAGUGAAUGGUGGGUCAAGUUGAAGGCUGAGAGACUGUGUGCGUGUGUCGUCCCUGUAAAAGUGCAUGAACCAAAACAUGCUUUGUAAAUAUAAUCCACAUGUGACUUUUUUCCCCCUUUUUCUUUUUCUGGGUUUACAGACAUUUCCACCGUUCUUUAUUGAGGCUAACGGCCGUUAAUCCGGAGUGAAUUUGGGUUUUUAUAUUACGAAUGAGCAUGUUUGAAUUGCCUUUUUAAAAAAAUAACAAAAAUUGGUGGGGAGAAAAAACACGUUUUGAGAAUGGGGAGGGGUGGGGUACUUCAGAUGCAAUACAAACGGCAAAAAUAAUUUUAAUCAUUUCUUCUGUUGUAAUAGAAGUUCCAAAUCCCUCUGUUAAAUGAUAUUAUUUUUUGUUAUUUUUUGUUUGUGGUUCUUGUAUUGCGCAGAGUAAAUAAACAUGUCACUUGGA
Molecule: messenger RNA, 2359 nt
Organism: Anguilla rostrata (American eel)
Lineage: Eukaryota; Metazoa; Chordata; Actinopteri; Anguilliformes; Anguillidae
Product: heterogeneous nuclear ribonucleoprotein H-like
Exons: 10
Coding region: 162-1451 (429 amino acids)
Cellular component (GO): ribonucleoprotein complex
Molecular function (GO): RNA binding
Source: RefSeq, a predicted model, not a curated record